Hemicordylus capensis (graceful crag lizard) is the source of this 7930-nucleotide messenger RNA. It is a transcript of the gene ZBTB8B, whose product is annotated as zinc finger and BTB domain containing 8B. Bases 236 to 1669 code for a protein of 477 amino acids. Gene Ontology annotation, biological process: regulation of transcription by RNA polymerase II. The transcript is spliced from 4 exons. Gene Ontology annotation, molecular function: RNA polymerase II cis-regulatory region sequence-specific DNA binding; protein binding; DNA-binding transcription factor activity, RNA polymerase II-specific. The record is from RefSeq and is a predicted model, not a curated record. NCBI's taxonomy places the organism in Eukaryota, Metazoa, Chordata, Lepidosauria, Squamata, Cordylidae.
GAGCUGCGCAUGCUCUGUGGGAGAGGUGAAGCUGAGGCGCUUCCGAACAUGCUGGACUGGGCCCGCCUCCUGCUCUGCUGGCGGCGGCGGCCGGGAUUGGCGGCCAGCGCCGCUCGGGGAGAUCGGGCGGCUCCCGCGAAGCGUGUGUGUAUGUGUCAGGCUAGGUAGAGCCGUGCAAGGCAAGGGACCGGUGGAAAGAAUCAAGAAGCCCUUCUUAAAGGGAGCUUCCAGAGACAUGGAGAUGCAAUCUUACUACACGAAACUCUUGGGGGAGCUCAACGAGCAGCGGAAAAGGGACUUCUUUUGCGACUGCAGCAUCAUUGUCGAAGGGAGGAUUUUCAAAGCCCACAAGAACAUUCUCUUUGCUAACAGCGGCUACUUCAGAGCCUUGUUGAUCCACUACAUCCAGGACAGCGGGCGGCACAGCACCGCGUCCUUGGACAUUGUGACUUCGGAGGCCUUCUCCAUCAUCCUGGACUUCCUUUAUUCCGGGAAGCUGGAUCUUUGUGGGGAGAAUGUGAUUGAGGUCAUGUCUGCUGCCAGUUACUUACAGAUGACGGAUGUGGUCAACUUCUGCAAGACCUAUAUCCGGUCGUCACUGGAUAUCUGCCGGAAGAUUGAGAGGGAAGCCGCCUUCUAUCAGGCUGACAGUGGCAGUGCGAGUUCUGCUAGAGAGGGGCCGUCGUACGGUGCCAAGAGCCAGUGCUCUGCUUCCAUUUCAUCUCUGCAGGAGAAGGAAAGGGCCCCAGAUUGCCAACGAGACCCUCCUUGUGGGGAAUGUAGCAGCUGCCACCCCAUUGAGCUCGUGGUGAGGGACCCAGUCAGCAGCGACUCUCCAGACGACACCAACUCCUCGCUGCCCAAAGUGGUGGAACCCAAAGUCGAAUUUGAUGCCGAUGAAGUGGAAGUGGAAGUGGGUGAGCGGCUGCCACAGUACCCAACUCCCUUGACCAUUGAGCAGAUAGAGGAGGGACUCCACAGUGGCCAGGCGAUGGACCUGGCGUGCAAUAACUAUCACAUGAAGCAGUUCCUUGAGGCCUUGCUGCGGAACAGCACAGCCCAAAGGAAGGACGAUGUGGUCCACCAUUUUGUCCGUGGCUUUGAGAGUCGGCCAGAAGAUGCAGGGAUGCCCAUGAGUUCCGUGAUGGACAUUCACAAUGACUGGUACGGAGAGGAUGCAGGUGACGUCCUGGUGGUGCCGAUCAAGCUGCACAAAUGCCCGUUCUGCCCGUAUACCGCCAAGCAGAAAGGGAUCCUGAAGCGCCACAUCCGCUCACACACGGGCGAGAGACCCUAUCCCUGUGAGAUCUGUGGCAAACGCUUCACGAGGCAAGAGCACCUUCGGAGCCACGCUCUGAGCGUCCAUCGGUCAAACAAGCCAAUCAUCUGCAAGGGCUGCAGAAGAACGUUCACCAGCAGCCUCUCACAAGGCCUACGGCGUUUUGGCUUGUGCGACAGCUGCACUUGCGUCACGACGACGCACGAGGAUUCGAUGCCCAUUAACCUGAGUCUGAUGGAACCUUCGUCGGAAGGACAGGAGAAGAGCGAUCCAGACAACGACUGGCCCAUCUACGUGGAGUCUGGCGAUGAAAACGAUCCACCUGAUGACGACGACGCUGACCCGGAUCCCAGCGACAAGCAGGACCUCCACCGAGAAGCACUCAUGUAGCAGCAGCAGCAGGAGGGUGGGCAGAUCAUAAACACUCUUUCCCCCAUUAUUGAGUUGUCUUCUUACCGCCAGAAACUGCAUAUUUAUCCAGAUUCUUGUGAAAUCUUUUUAAAAUAUGAAUUCAAUUUUUCUAGAACAGGUAGGAACCGUGGGGCUCUGAUAACCUGAAAUGUCUUUUUAACUUGUUAGUGCUGUGCGCUACACACUUGAAAGAAAUUUUUUGAGCUUGAGCCGUUCCUCUUGCCAUUUCCUGCUGCCCUUUUGGGGUAGGGGGCAAGGCUACGUAACUCUUGCAGCAAAUAACCUUCCGUGGUGACUGAAUGCUGUUUCUCUUCCCACAUUCCUGCCUCUUCCUGUUGACCGUCUCCCUGGUCUUAGAGGGGAAUGCUGCCAGAUCUGUCCACCUUGGACUCUUCUAGAAUUGCCACUUCCUUCUUUUGUACUGGGACCAUCCUGAUUGCUAAUUCUAACCUUGGAAGUGUAGAAUGGACCUAACCAAAGCCAGUGAGGACAAAGCUCUGCUACAACAGAAGUUUAUCCAGUCAGAAAGAGCUGCAUACCUAUAAAUGAGGGGCAAAUGGCUCCAAUUUGUAAACAUUUCCCACAAAAUACUUUCCCCCGCUUCUCAAAAAAAGGGCAUUGUAACUUCUGGUUAGCCUUGAGCUUGUGUUGGGAGCCCAGUAAAGCAGCUGAUAAACUUGCCUGAGAAAUCCCUCAACUAUUCUGAGAGGUCAGUUUUACUAGACUCUGAUUGCACCCGGAGAGGACUUUCAGGACUGAGCCAUAUGUGCAAUAUUAGCUUUAUUGAAAAAAUUAUUACCAACUGUGCAUAGAUUCAAGGAAGGUUGUUGCUGUUCUAGCUGAAAAUGGUUUGGACACACAGUUCAUGCCUGUUAGCUGUUUCGGUAUUUGCUGAAGAUGUGCUUCUCCUCAUCUGGGCUGUUGCUUCUAAAAACAAGCCCCUCCCUUUAGCGAAUGUGCAAAAUUGGGCUUGUUUCUGAGCAUCGGAGGAACAGACUAUGCACGGAGAUCCUGCAUAGAUCCACGAUCCGUGCCCGUUAACCUCAGCGGGGGAAAAUCCUUCACAAUGAGGGGAGAUAUGAGCGAUCUGUUUAAAAUUCAAGAGAGGAUCUCAUGAGAGAUCGCAGAGCAUACAGGGAUAGCUCUAUGGAUGCUUGUAAGAAUCCCGAGAAUGUCCAUUCUCUGAUCCACUCUUAACACAAAUGAUUCAAGGCUUCUAGGAAUACUAAACAUCUGGUCAUUACAGCUAGUUGAACAUACUCAGCUGAUGCAAUUGGACUCAUCUCCUUCCCAAAUCUGGUAUUCACUGUAUUCAUGGAGUGAUUACAAAGACUGACUAAGCAAAGCACUAUGUUUCCAACAUGGCCUCUGUUCUGAGGAUCCUGUUGUCAUCCCUCAGUCUGCUCCCACCUUCCUCUUAGAUACGUUCCUGUUACGAGUAAAUUCCCACCUUUCUUAAUCUGCCUGGUGGUUUCUACAUUUGUUCUGUCUCAUGAGUUUGUCUUGAGUACUGUUCCUUGAUAGAAUUCCAGACUAGAUUCUGCCUUCUCCCUGUUGGAUUAGGUAAAUUGAAAAUCAGCAUCUUGGAGGAUGUGUGGUUACUCAGUUCACUUCAAAACAUCCUGACGAGUAACGUACCAACAUAGCUCAAGGAAGCAUUUUUUUCUGGCUGGAGAACUUGACCCCUGGCUUUGGUCGUAGUGAGUGUGUUUGGUAUUACAGGUAAAUGUGAAUACCUGGAUGGAGGAGGAAGAUGACGAAAAUGGCCAUCAGCUGUGCAAGGGCAAGAAAUCUGCCUUAACUAGCAUGGUGUUCCUGUUAAACUCUGGACAGCUCUGAAGCGGAAGACGUUGCUGGCCAUGUUCUCAGUAACUUGUGAAGUGUGAUGGGUUGGAUUAUCUUCUACACCAUUCAUCUUUCCCCAUCUGCUUCUUGCUUAAAUGAAGCUGUAUGCUCUGUUGUGAUUUCAUGAAACACUAGUGUAGAAGGGAUUGUGAUGGCAUAAACAUGGCAUUUUAAUGUUGCAAGAUUAUGUAGAUUGAAAACACAGCAAGGGAAGAAGCAAUAAUCAUUUUCGUUGGACCAUAAUUAUGUGAUGACAAAGUGAAGGUUAUAAUUGGAGCUCCCCCUUUUUCCUUAAAAGAAUCCAGACCCACACUUGUGCAUAUUUCAAAAAGGGGAAACUUGUUGAGAUAACCUUUUUUGAGCUAUGGGAGUCCUCAGAUCCUUCAUAAAUUGGUGUUGAGUGCCGCUGUCCGUGGUAGCUUUGGUCAUUAGUGUGUUUGGGAUUAUACUUAAACAAUAUUUCGUGGGAAAUCUGGACAAAGUAGCAGCAUUGAAAUUGGCCAGUAGCGCUUAUGUUGUCUGAAAGUUAGCAGUGGCUUCCUAAAGGGCAGAGUAUGCUUGGUUUACAAAGCAGUUUUGGCUUGUUCUAGACUCCUAGAUGAAAAUCCGUCCAUUCUGUGACUACGGGGAAAGAAAGUUGUCCAUUGAAAACCGGGUGGGGCACAACCAGUGACCCUAACCAAUCAACUUAUUCUCAUUCGGUUGGCCUCUCAUUUUGAGAAGAGUACCGAAGAGACCACUUCUAAGAUUAACGUUCACUGGGGAUGUGACACUGACUUUUCUGUUAAGAAUAAUUUUUUUGGUGGCAUCACUUGAUCUCACACAGCAUAUAGUGGUAUGCUGAGGUGCUUUAACAGGCACUAGACGAGGAUAUUCAAGGCUCUUUUUGGUUUAAGAGUUGUGCCAGCGUGCUUUCACUUCAGCUGGCUUCAUUUGGUCUUAGGGGUUUUCUGGUGUAUCUCGUGAGUAGAGAAUGAAUCUCUUAUGUUCUUAUGUAAUGUGGGUGUGAGAGAGAUUCUCAUCUUGUUCCUGUUCUGAGACAGCCAAAACUUUGGUGAUACUCUCUCACUUGGCCCUUUUCAAGUGGAUCCUGUCUGUCAUCUUGUGCUUAAUUGAAAAGGAUGCACUUUAUUUGCUUGUCUGUGGCAGAUGUUCUUGUAAUGCUGUGAUUCUCAUUCGGUUCCAUGGCGUGUCCCUGGAACUGUCCAUUAUAAAUGUCAAGUUUUGGGAAAGUGAUGCUGCAGUUCUGAGAAUACUCAUGUGGUGCUUAAAAAAGAAAUGGAAACAGAUUUGUUUCUUUCCUCCCAACAUUUGUAAAGGACCUACCUAAGUUUGGGAUAAUUCGCUUUUGGUGGGGAGAGUUUCUCAAUAUAAUUUCACUGUGUGUGUCACUUAAAUAUGCAGUUGAGAAACGAAUAGCACACCGAACAAUUUUGGUGGGACUCUUGCUCACUUAGUAACUUUAUUCUUCAGUCCUAAACAAGCUUAGUUUGGAAUUAAAUCCUCUUUUUUCUUCAGUAGACCUUGCUUCCAUUAUGUCAGGGUUAUGGCAUCAGUCUUUCAGAAAUGCAUGUUUUGUUUGCAGUGAAUGACAGCUUUAACCUAAAACGUUCUGGCUAUAAUGUAGCAAAUGGAAUAUUAUGGUUGGUCCCAUCUAAGAAUGCUGGAAAUCACUGCUCUUAGGAAAAUCCAUUCUUUAAUACAGAAAGAUUUAUUUUGCAACUGUAAACAAAACCGAAGAAAAAACAAACCACAGUGAGGAAAGGAUUUGAAAAGGUGCUGUUUAAUUUUUAAGUUGAUAACUAAACGGAGUGUUCUGGGCUGCAUCUGAAUGAAUCUUCCAAUCCGCUCUUAUAACUGCAUCCUAUUCAGGGGCUAAGCUAGUGAAAUAAAUGGAACAAACACAAAAAUGCACAAUGGGCUGGUUCAGACAUCAUGUGGAACCUCAGUUAAAGCCAGGCCUACACAUCUCUAACCCUCAGGAAGGUCUGAUCCCCCCCACUUCCGCCCCACCCCAUCAUGAGUGUUCUUCUCUGGGUUCACAUGAGGUUGGUCAUGACGUCUGAACCCACCGAUCUCUGUUCUAGCCUGCCUACUUCAAAUAAGCCAAUACCUGUAACUAACUUCAAACUUUGGGUAUAGAUUUUGGCUUAUUUCAGGCUAUUCUGGCCUGAAGUAGGCAAGCUAGAAUAGCCUGGGAAUAAUAUGGGAGGAGAGCUGGUCUUGUUACAUGAAUUGUCCUCUUUGCUAAGCAGAGUCUACCCUGUUUUGUAUUUGAAUCAGAGAAUACAUGUAUGAGCAUUGUAAGAUAUUCCCCAUAGGGGAUGGGGCCAGUUUGGGAAGAGCACCUUCAUGCCUGCACGCAAAAGGUCCCAGGUUCCCUCCCUAGCAUUUUCCAAAUAGGGCUGGGAGAGACUCCUGCCUGUAGCCUUGGCGAAGCCACUGCCAAUCUGUGUAGACAAUGCUGAGUUAGGUGCACCAAAGGACUGACCCGUAUAAGGUAGAUUCCUAUGUUCCAAAGGGCCAUGGAAUGCAUUGAAUAUCAUUUGGCCAUUUGGAAAUUCCAUGCAUUCCUGUGGCCCUUUGGAAAGAACCAGAGCUUUUCAGUGGGAAUUCCCUGUCAUUCAUUUUAAUAUUUUCCCUAGAGCAUCUGCUUUGCAUGCAGAAGGUUCCAAGUUCCCUCCCUGGCAGCAUCUCCAAGAUAGGGCUGAGAGAAACUUCUGCCUGCAUCCUUGGAGAAGCUGCUGCCAGUCUGUGCAAACAAUACCGAGCUAGAUGGACCAAUGUUCUGACUCUGUAUAUGGCAGCUUCUUAAAUUCCUAACCAGCUGCAUAUCUGAAUUUCUGUGGCGAGGCUGGCAGCUGCUCUCACAUCUAGCACUUUGCUUUAAGCAGAUGAUGACAUAUUUGCUCUAAAGGACAAAUAUUACUUAUACAUCAUCCUCGGCCCAUGGGGCUUUUUCAGAGGUUUGUAAGCAAAACCAGGCAGGUUUGUGUUCUGAGCAAGUGAAGAAACUAAAACGGACAACAAGGUGGCGGAAGAGAGACAAGAGCAGCAAGAGAUGAAAGGGAGACCAGGCAGCUGGAUGAGGUUAAGACGUCAUUACAGUUGAGAAUUCAAUGCUGCAUGGAAAGAGGCUUGAAAACUUAGGAAGAAAAAUGCCUCAUUCAAAGCCUGCGGGUCAAAAGCCUGCACUGUCAUGUGUUCACGAAUGCUUUACAGGGAGCAGAUUUUAAGAAGUUUACUAGACCUCCUGAUCAAUGGAGAGAGAAAGUGCACAAUAAAGUCCAUUCCAGAUGGUCCUUAGGAACAUAGGAAGCUGUCAUAUACUUGGUCCAUCUAUAUCAGUAUUGUCUACCCAGACUGGCAGCGGAUUCUCCCAGGUUGCAGGCAGGAGUCUCUCUCAGCCCUAUCUUGGAGAUGCUUCCAGGGAGGAAACUUGGAACCUUCUGCUCUUCCCAGAGCGGCUCCAUCCCCUGAGCGGAAUCUCUUCCAGUGUUCACACUUCUAGUCUCCCAUUCAUAUGCAGCCAGGGUGGACCCUGCUUAGCUAAAGGGACAAGUCAGGCUUGCUACCACAAGACCAGUUCUCCUUGUGCAUGCAGUUGCUCCAAAGUGUGUGAUUUGAGCAUAAGGCUUCCCCAUUCACUGCAGCACUGGGGACAGCUCUGUUUAAGCCUUGCUGUUGCGUGCACAGAGGAGUUGUCACAGUGUUACCAUGAGUGGGGAUGCUGUGCAUUGGCACCUCUGUGGAUGAGAAUAUCCCACAAAGAACUAUGAAGUCAGGGUGCAAGAAACUGACAGCUCUUAAAGAUGUGCAGGAGAAAUGACUUGUCGUCCUUUUGCCUUCCGAACAAUUCAAUAUUUAGAUCUGAAACAUAGCUCUCUUGUGCCUCUCAAAAGCAGUGGUUUGGACUGUGCUAGGAGAGAGCCUAUGGGAGUGAAAAGGAUGAAAAACGUGUUGCUAGGUGACCAUGCGACCAGAUCUCUGAAGACUUAAAAACAGACAUUUUCUGUGGGUCACAAAAGGGGAAAGUACAACUAAAGUGCCAUCAUCUGUUGAUCUCGUUUAGUCGUCGUCCUCGUUCGGGACCAUUUAAAGUUUAUGUUGGGGCAGAAGAAUCUGAAAUAAACCAAAGCUGAAAUUUUGCAAAGCACCACCACGGCAGCAAUUUUGUUGUGUAUGUGUUUUUUUUCCAAGGGGUGGGGUGCGGGGAACAAAUAUGAAGUGCUUUUUGUAAUUUUGUUUCUACAGUGGUGCAUUAUCAUGUCUUGUAUGUUUUAACUGUAUAUGUAUGAUACAUGUUUAUAUAGUUGUAGUCCAGUGUUUUUAUAGAUGAAAGUAUGGGGUGGGGGGUGGAAACCAAACAAAUAAAUAUCAAAAUAAGUAAAACCA